AUGGACAGCCUCACCCAGGAUGUAUGGGCCAAAGUCACGGGUGCGGCGUCCAAAAUGGCGCAGUGGUCAGACUGGCUCCAUGAAUACAUCAAGGCCCACGGUCUCUUCAAGCCGAUCAUGAUAUUCAUGUUCGUAGGCCAGCUGGUCCAGGUCCUCGGGUGGUGUUUCGCCCUCAUCUGGUGCCACCAACAAAGUCGAGCGCAGGCCACCGCUCCGACCAGAGUCCCAAACAGAGGCCUCACCAUUUCCCCCCGAGCGAAAGCCGCCCCAGUCACCGCCCACUCCAAGCCCCUGCCCGCCACCACCUCUCAACCGGACCACAAGACAGCAGCCAUCCCACCCGCCAACAACAGCAAGCCGCAUCCCCUUUCCCAGACCACCACUAUUACUUACCACGACGCCCCCGACGCCCCCUCCAUCACGACCAACGAUGCAGACAUCACCCCCUCCACCACCCCCGAGUAUCCUACUCCCCAUCAGCCCCUGAUCAAAAAAUGCCGCUAUCGCACCCGCACCCGCCCCCUCUCCCGCUUCCGCCUCGACGCCGACGGCACCCUGUCGCGCUACUGCAAGCUGUGUCCGGACUUCGACCGCGUGCCGCAGCAGCCGCUGCCGGGCGAGCACCCCACCCCGUUCCACACGCGUGUCCUUCGAGGCUGUCCCCCGGGGCUCGGGUGGGAUCCGCCGGCGGGUUCGGUGCCGUUGUUUUGUCGGGCGGAGGGGUCGGAUGAGGAGGAUGGUGUGGAGGGUGAUGAGGGGAUGAAGGAUGAGGAGAUGAUGAACGGGGAGUGGUGGGAACAGGGGUGA
Molecule: messenger RNA, 807 nt
Organism: Anthostomella pinea
Lineage: Eukaryota; Fungi; Ascomycota; Sordariomycetes; Xylariales; Xylariaceae
Source: the annotation of a GenBank genome assembly